CCCCUAACUUCCUCUCAUUUUCCCAUCUUUAACUUGCUCUUCCUUUCUCUCCCCCCAAAUCUAGAAAAACCUCCAUUCUCUCUCUUUCUCAAGUCUACAGAAAAAUGUCGAGCCGCCACUUUCUCCUCCUUGCCCUCUCUCUCCUCGCUGUAGUCUCCGCCGUAUCCGCGUCCAGGAAACACGGCGGCGCACUCGUCGGAGGAUACUCGCCGAUCAAGGACGUCUCCGAUCCGUACGUUCAAGGCGUCGGGCAAUUCGCGGUUACCGAAUACAACAAAGAUCAAAAGGCUCACCUGAAAUUUGUGAAGGUGGUGAAAGGUGAGUCACAGGUUGUCUCCGGGACGAAUUACCGUCUUUUUAUCGAGGCCGAUGAUAAUAGCCAGUACGUCGCUAUUGUCUAUGAUGUGCCGUGGCGACAUCAGAGGAGUCUAACCUCAUUUACACCUGCUGCUUAGGUUUUCUUUUGUCAAAUUUUGUGGUUUGUAUUAAUUAGAAAUUGUUGUGAGUUUUUAUGAAUAAUUAGUUAAAAAUGUUGUGAGCAUAAAGUGGUAUUUAUGGAAUAAGAGGUGAUUUUCGUUUUAUUA
Molecule: messenger RNA, 584 nt
Organism: Spinacia oleracea (spinach)
Lineage: Eukaryota; Viridiplantae; Streptophyta; Magnoliopsida; Caryophyllales; Amaranthaceae
Product: cysteine proteinase inhibitor 5
Exons: 1
Coding region: 105-455 (116 amino acids)
Molecular function (GO): cysteine-type endopeptidase inhibitor activity
Source: RefSeq, a predicted model, not a curated record